AUGAUAUUGUUGCAAACGUUACGGUUUAACACGAAGUUGGGAAGAGAUAACACUAACAAAACUUUAAGCAACCUGCCACAUCAACAAAACCACAUUUCACUGGCUUUAACAAACCAGUAUUACGCAAAACUGACACAAAAAACCAUGGGGAACAUUCUUUCAGCAAGUUUUGCCGAGGAAUGCACUCCGGCCAAACAGAAAUAUGACGACUGUUUCAACCACUGGUAUUCAGAGAAAUUUUUGAAGGGAAAGAGUAUGGAGAACGAAUGCGAAGACUUAUGGGUGGAGUACCAGCAAUGUGUGGAGGUGCACUUGAUCAAAAAGGGUAUCAAACCGAUGCUUGAUGAGGCCAGAUCUGAUGCCCCGUUCGAGAAGGGAGGUGUUCCUUUGGCGGAGUCAGAAUCGAAGAAAUAA
Kuraishia capsulata CBS 1993 is the source of this 414-nucleotide messenger RNA. RefSeq lists its product as uncharacterized. Lineage: Eukaryota; Fungi; Ascomycota; Pichiomycetes; Pichiales; Pichiaceae. The transcript has 4 exons. The record is from RefSeq and is a predicted model, not a curated record. Bases 1 to 414 code for a protein of 137 amino acids.